This is a messenger RNA of Asparagus officinalis (garden asparagus), 2117 nucleotides long. Its product is annotated as bifunctional TH2 protein, mitochondrial-like. The coding region runs from base 1 to 1590 and encodes 529 amino acids. The transcript has 7 exons. The record is from RefSeq and is a predicted model, not a curated record. Gene Ontology annotation, cellular component: cytosol. Lineage: Eukaryota; Viridiplantae; Streptophyta; Magnoliopsida; Asparagales; Asparagaceae.
AUGCGGUGUUGCCACGGUACACGGCCGUUCGUCGUUUGCUUGGCUGCCGGGAGACUGGAGGUCGAGGUUUUCCGGCAGUACAUUGCGCAGGACGUGCAUUUUCUCAGGGCUUUCGCUAGCGCAUAUGAGAUGGCAGCUGAGUAUGCUGAUGAUGAUGAUGAAAAGACGGCGAUUCUUGAUCUGAGAAAAGCUACCCUGGAGGAGCUAAAACUGCAUGAUUCAGUUAUGAAAGAAUGGGGUGUUGAUCCAAACAAAGAGAUAACUCCCAAUCCCGCAACACUUAAGUAUACAGAGUUUGUGCUUGCAACAGCUAAAGGAAAAGUUGAUGGAGGUAAAGGCCCUGGACAGAUUGCCACUCCUUUUGAGAAGACCAAAAUUGCUGCUUAUACAAUAGGCGCUAUGACCCCUUGCAUGAGGCUCUAUGCUCACUUGGGCAAAGAGCUUCAAAUGUUUCUUUCUCAUGAUGGAAGUGAUCAUCCCUACAAGAAAUGGAUCGAGUAUUAUUCAUCCAAAAGUUUUGAGGCAGAAGCUGUCCAAAUAGAGGAAUUGCUAGACAAAUUGAGUGUUCCACUGACCGGAGAGGAGCUUUCCUUGAUAGAAAAACUCUACCUUCAGGCUAUGAAACUUGAGACCGAAUUCUUUUCUGCUCAGCCAAUUGCUCAACAAUCUGUAGUUCCGUUGACAAAACUAAAUGAUCCGAUAGAACACCUUUCCAUAUUUUCUGAUUUUGACUUGACAUGUACCAUAGUCGAUUCUUCCGCGAUUUUAGCAGAGAUUGCAAUUCUAACUGGAGCUAAGGUUGACCAGGGUGUUACUGAUGCAAAAAAGAUUUCUUCAGAUAUGAGAAGCUCUUGGGAUGCACUCUCAAGUAAGUAUACUGAGGAGUAUGAAGCUUGCAUUGAGGGCUUACUUCCAAAAGAAGAAGAUAAGGAAUUUGAUUAUGAACAUCUAUAUAAAAGUCUUGAGCAGCUUGCCAACUUCGAAAAACGUGCGAAUACGAGGGUUGUUGACUCAGGAAUGCUAAGAGGGGUAAACUUAGAUGACAUAAAAAGGGCAGGGGAACAUUUGAAGCUCCAUGAUGGGUGUAAAGAUUUUUUUCAGAAGAUUGUAAAGAAGGAAACACUGACAGUCAAUCUUCAUAUUCUCUCAUAUUGUUGGUGUGCAGAUCUUAUAAGGUCUGCCUUCUCAUCAGUGGGCUGUCUCAAUGAACUUUCCAUACACUCGAACGAAUUCAACUUCGAGGGGUCCAUUUCAACAGGAGAGAUCGACAUAAAGAUGCAGUCACCGCUCGACAAGGUCGAAGCUUUUACUAACGUCUUGAAUCAGAACAGCGGGGACAAACAUUUAUCUGUCUACAUCGGGGACUCAGUUGGCGACUUGCUCUGUCUAUUAAAAGCUGACGUCGGUAUUGUUGUGGGAUCAAGCGGAAGCUUAAGGAGAGUUGGGAGGCAGUUCGGUGUUACUUUUGUUCCACUCUUCCCUGGUGUUGUAGCUAAGCAGAGGGAAGGCUCCAGAUGGAGAGGUUUAUCUGGCACUCUCUAUAUGGCUUCAAACUGGUCAGAGAUACAGGCUUUUGUUUUGGGAGCAUAAAAAAUUCUUUUAGUCAUUCAGUAUUCUUCCCUUGUUUUUUACUUGCAAGAUAUUAGGCAUUCUUGUAUACCAGAAGGUAUAGGUACUAAUCUUUGGCUCAUUUUAAAAGAAGCCACAAUUCAACUGCCGCUUAGUGUCAUCCUCCUAUUUGCUUUGAAGUGAAAAGAUAUGUAGUCUUCCAGCUGAGUUCAGGAUUUGAUGACAUCGUAGGCAACGAGCAGAAACUAUCAGUAGCUUUGAUCUCAUGCAUGUAUUGGUCUAUACUUCCUUUUCCCUUGAACAUAACUAGGCAUUCCCGUGAGCAAUUUGUCAUGUAAUCAAUUGUAUGAAAGGAUUAGAGAAUGUGGAAAAUGUAUAAGUUUCUAGCUGAGGGGACUCGUAAAGAUGUUAUAAAUUGGACUUGAGAGUCUCAAUGCGGUAGCUCAAUUUGAUUGUUUCUUCAGUAGCAAACCUGAUCAUUAAAAAUGCUCAAUUGUAAAUGUGACUACUAUACAUAUUCUGUCAUGAGCUUGAGUUCUUGAGAUGAA